Scophthalmus maximus (turbot) is the source of this 1233-nucleotide messenger RNA. Its product is annotated as calcitonin gene-related peptide. Bases 163 to 546 code for a protein of 127 amino acids. Gene Ontology annotation, molecular function: calcitonin receptor binding; hormone activity. Lineage: Eukaryota; Metazoa; Chordata; Actinopteri; Pleuronectiformes; Scophthalmidae. The record is from RefSeq and is a predicted model, not a curated record. Gene Ontology annotation, cellular component: extracellular region. The transcript is spliced from 5 exons.
AAGUGGUGGGAUAUAUAGGCUGGUGCGUUGGCGCUGCAUGCAACAGAAUCAAGAGUUGUCCAGCAAGUUGAGAGAAAGUCAACUUAUUGUGUUUUGCAUAGAGAUACAUAGAGAUAUAUAUAUAUAUUUAUUUUUGCUGGGUGAUUGUCGCUGAAGGGGACCAUGGUUAUGUUGAAGAUCUCGGCUUUCCUCGUUGCCUACGCCCUGGUCAUUUGCCAGAUGUACUGCUCACAAGCCGCGCCUGCCAGACCGGGUCUAGAGUCCAUGUCAGACCGAGUCACGCUCACGGACUACGAGGCGCGAAGGUUACUCAACGCCAUCGUGAAGGAGUUUGUGCAGAUGACGGCGGAGGAGCUGGAGCAGCAGGCGACUGAGGGAAACAGCAGCGUUACAGCACAGAAGCGAGCCUGCAACACAGCAACCUGCGUGACUCAUCGCCUGGCCGACUUCCUCAGCAGGUCGGGAGGAAUGGGCAACAGCAACUUCGUCCCCACCAACGUUGGCGCCAAGGCCUUCGGCAGGCGGAGGAGAAGCGUCCAGAUGUAAGCACUCCAGAACCUUCAUGGAAAUGAGGUUGAAAAAAAAAGAAAACAUCAGAGAAACACAGAAACCGACAAAAACAACAUCGAACAGAAAAUAAACACUGAACUGGCCCUUUACCCACUCUCUCACAUUCUUAUGGAUAGAAGACACCACAGGACUCCUCGUCCCCAUUUCCAUCCUGUUAGUGAAAUCUUUUGCUUUUGGCAAAUAAGAAAAAAAGCGGAAAAAAAGCACUUUAGUUUGUGUAAAUGAACAAAUGAACUCCAAAAAAAAAAGCAUCCUUAUGGUUCCUCUUUUUUUUAAUACAUGAAAAUAGCAGUGGUUAUCACCUAAUUUGCCCCCUCCUUUCACCUCGUUAGAGCACAUUUCUUCCUUGCGAUGCGUCCCAUAUGAGAUCCAUGCUCCUACAUUUUCCAUACCCCCCCUUUCCUCUCAAGGGUACCCUGUUUUUCUGUGUGCCAGAGGGACGCCAUUAAAGAUCAGCCUAACCAAGGCCCCCCCACAACGGCUGUUGUCUUGUGCCUUGAUGUAGAACAAUUUACAUGAACAUGAUUGUACAGUUCUGUCUCGAGACGAUAAAGAAGACCCAGAGCGAUGAGGACGAAGAGAACGAAGACAGAUUAAUAUUGUAAACGAUAUUGUGAAAAAAUUAAUUUCAGCAAGAUUAAAAUGUAUUUUAGAUACACUCGG